Messenger RNA from Aspergillus versicolor CBS 583.65, 1755 nucleotides. RefSeq names its product Zn(II)2Cys6 transcription factor. The coding region runs from base 62 to 1567 and encodes 501 amino acids. The transcript has 4 exons. Gene Ontology annotation, molecular function: DNA-binding transcription factor activity, RNA polymerase II-specific; zinc ion binding; transcription cis-regulatory region binding. Gene Ontology annotation, biological process: positive regulation of transcription by RNA polymerase II. NCBI's taxonomy places the organism in Eukaryota, Fungi, Ascomycota, Eurotiomycetes, Eurotiales, Aspergillaceae. The record is from RefSeq and is a predicted model, not a curated record. Gene Ontology annotation, cellular component: nucleus.
CUGGCACAGUCACCACUGCCCAGAAUCUGCCGAGAGACGCUGUGGAGCGCUAGACAUCGUCAUGACGGGGAUCGCCAUGGAACAACGCAAACGCCACUGCUGGGAAUGUCUCCGCCGGUCGCUGGUCUGCGACUUCACGGAGCCCGAGUGCAAGCGGUGUAUUAAAAGCGGGACUCAGUGUCCUGGAUAUGGCGAGAAGGAGCCCUUGAGGCUUAACUGGCUUGCUCCGGGCAAGGUCAAGUCGCGGACUCGGGCUCGUAAAACGAAGACCAGCGGGCAUGGCAGCAAGGAGCCCAUGAUUACGAUCAAUGAACGCGCGAAAAACCCCGAUUUCCUAAUUAUCCCUCGGAGUUGCUUCAAGGUUAAUGCUGACGCCAUCUUUGAUGCGGUCGAUUACUAUAACUCCGCAAUGUACCCCUUUCUGGUAGAGAAUAUGGUCGGCAAUCAUCCGGGAGUUUACAAGAUCCAGCCGGCUCAUAUACACGCGGGCGUAGCGCGGCCGGACUAUCUCCGCCUGGAAAUUGUCUGCAUGUCGUUGAAUCAUCGAAUUCACAGCGCGAAGGAUCCGUCUUAUGCCCAGUCUCUAGCGCCCACUUAUUAUCAUUUCCGAGGCUUGAUUCUGCACUCGCUUAAUGCGACAAUCGCCAAUGAGAAGGCUCGAAAGAAGAAUAUCAAUUUCCUGAUGGCGGGAAUACUGUGCCUCCUGCUAGCCGAUGCCCACCAAGGAAUAUUAUUUCACUGGCGAUUCCACCUGCAAGGGAUCCAGCAGCUCAUCGCGCUCCGUGGGGGUUUGCGGGCCCUAGCCGGUCCAGGCGUCGAGCCUCUCCUCCUCUGCUAUGCAUACGUCACUGUCCUCGGCGACACAUCCUCGCCCGCUGACGAUCUCACUAUGAGCACCACCCUCCUCGCCGAGCUGGACACCAUCCUGGAGGACUACGGCGACAAGCCCUACACCUUCUACCCCUUCCCAAUCCCCCUUUUCACAGCCACCGUCAAGAUCAACCACCUGCGAGCCCGCGCCGCAGCCCUCCGCCCAAUCAUUCCACCCACAGAGGACCUCAAAACCGAAGCCACCGAAGUCCUAACCACAAUCCAAACCUUCAACCCUACAUCCUUCGCCGAAUCCCGCCCCCCAAAAUACCGCCCAGACUGGAUCCUCCUCGCCCAAACUAUCCAAUCCGCCGUCGCAAUCUACUGCAUCGCAUCCCUGCAAAGCGUCGAUAUCCUACCCUACAGCGCCCCCCUGCAGGCCGCAAAGGCCUCCCACCGCCAAACUCUUUACGCCCUCCUCUCAAAGUCCCUCCCAGCCUCCCGCUUCGGCACCUCCGUCCUCUGGGCCCUCGUCGUGCUCGGCGUCGACGCCGUGCAUGAUACCCCCAGUAUGCGCUCCUUCGUGAGCCAGAGUCUAGGCCCCCUGUCUCGCAGGCAGGGCUCGUAUGUCCCGCUCUUGGCGAGGGACUUCCUCGAGCGGUUCUGGGCGAGUGGGCGCACGGACUGGGAUGGGUGUUUUGAUCGUCCGUAUGCACUUGCCAUGCAGUGGACUGUUAAUCGGCAUGGGUUGCGGUAGUGAAGGAAGACGGUUUAUAGAGUCCUCAUGCCAAGAUUUGGUAGAAUGUUUGUGUACAUCUGAUCAUGACGAUACCGUCAAGUAUGACCACUGUGAUGUCGGGGCUUUGCCUUGUUAGAUGAGUGUUUAUGAUUUACAGCUAUGUUAUAUUGUUUCUCUCGUGUAGACUCUAGCUUUAUACUGUAGGC